This is a messenger RNA of Cataglyphis hispanica, 2897 nucleotides long. RefSeq names its product neutral ceramidase (gene CDase). Gene Ontology annotation, molecular function: N-acylsphingosine amidohydrolase activity. Gene Ontology annotation, cellular component: extracellular region. The record is from RefSeq and is a predicted model, not a curated record. Gene Ontology annotation, biological process: sphingosine biosynthetic process; long-chain fatty acid biosynthetic process; ceramide catabolic process. The transcript has 15 exons. Lineage: Eukaryota; Metazoa; Arthropoda; Insecta; Hymenoptera; Formicidae. The coding region runs from base 595 to 2745 and encodes 716 amino acids.
AAAUCAUAUCCGCAUCAAUUGCGUUUACGUUUAGAUUAUUACACAUUACAGCUGAGUCAUAAAUUAGAAUAUAUAUUCCUAAAGCUAAAAUCGAAUGUUAAUACACUUCCUUCCCCGAUUAUUAAUGCGGCACGUGACUUAAUCAAUAAUAUAAAAGAUUUAGUCUUAAGCCUCAAAUUAAACACUUUGAUUAUCUCGAUGGGAAACUCCUGUAAUUAAUACGGCUUAUAAUAGAAUUUAACUUUCGUCGAUUGUAUGCUACUUUAUUCUCAAGUUAGCCGUAUCUUGAAUAAUGAUAAUUAAAAGAAUGAAUUUUAUAUAUUAUUAUUUUUUUCUCUUGCGUAAAAUUUGACUAAUUGUUCCACUAACAUUUAAAUCGUAAUAUAUUCUUCCACCAGCGCGCAUUUUGAUCACGACACGUUGCCGCGGCAAUUGUUCCUCUAAUCACAAUCAUAACACACACACAGUGAUUACCCUACUCCGACCUGUGUACCUAUGUAGGUGUACGGUUCUCAUAUAUUGUGCCAAGGCGAGAGAGCAAACGAGAGAACGGAAGGCACAAAGUCCGAUCAGCCAAGAGGCUCACAAAGCUGAAUGGAUACUUUGGUGCGGUUGCUUCUAAAAACUCGGGGUUUAUCUACACUAUGGCUUCUCCUGUUACUAUCACCUACCAUUCUUGCCUCCUACAGCAUCGGCGUCGGAAGAGCUGACAGCACAGGACCUAUGGCGGAAAUUGUUUUUAUGGGAUAUGCGAAAAUGGAUCAGAAAGGAAAUGGUCUCCAUCUUCGGACGUUUUCCAGAGCUUUCAUAAUUGAUGAUGGUGUGGAAAGAUUCGUGUUUGUGAGCGUGGACAGCGCGAUGAUAGGAAAUGACAUCCGACAGGAGGUAUUGCGCAAAUUGCAUAUCCAAUUUGGUGACAUGUACACGGAGAGGAACGUGAUGAUUAGCAGCACACAUACACACUCGAGCCCGGGUGGUUUCAUGCUCGACGUGCUUUUCGAUUUGACCACAUUCGGCUUCGUCCGGGAAUCCUUUGACGCCAUCGUUAAUGGUAUAACGAAGAGCAUCGAACGGGCUCACGAUGCCGUUGUGCCUGGAAGGAUUCUCAUUAUUCACGGUCAAGUUUUAGACGCCAAUAUUAAUAGGAGUCCGCAGGCGUAUCGCAACAACCCGAAAUCAGAAAGAGAUAAGUACGAGCAUGACGUAGACAAAAUUUUAACACAAAUGCAAUUUAUCGGAGCCGACGAUAAGCCUCUCGGGGUCAUAAAUUGGUUCGCCGUACAUCCGACUAGCAUGAACAAUACCAAUCGCCUAGUUUCCAGCGACAAUAUGGGCUACGCAUCAAUCCUUUUUGAGAAAAUGAUGAGCAAUAAUGCAGUGAUCGGCAAGGGCCAGUUUGUGGCAGCUUUUGCCUCGACCAACCUUGGUGACGUUUCGCCAAACACACGUGGUCCCAAGUGCGAAUUCUCUGGGAAGAACUGCUCCGACCAGUACACAUGUUCCGGAAAAAAAGAAAUGUGUUUCGCUUCCGGUCCUGGUAAGGAUAUGUUCGAGAGCACGAGUAUCAUCGCUCACAAAAUUUAUCAGGAAGCUACGAAAUUAUGGCGGAGCGACGGAGCGACGGAAGUGGCCGGACCAGUUCGCGUGGUUCACCAAUACGUCAACAUGCCGGAGCAAUCCGCGGAAUUCUACAACGAGACAACGGGCAAGCUCGAGGAGGUUCACGGCUGCACACCUGCGAUGGGCUACAGCUUCGCAGCUGGCACCACCGACGGACCAGGUUCGUUCUCUUUCGAGCAGGGGACAACAACGUCAAAUCCGUUUUGGAAUACCGUACGAAAUUUUCUGGCCGCCCCGACGAAAGACGAUAUUCGCUGCCAGGGCGCGAAACCUAUUUUGCUAGCCACCGGACGGAUGAAACUACCCUAUCAAUGGCAGCCAAAUAUCGUUUCGACUCAAGUAGCGAUAAUCGGAAACGUGGUCAUCGCCGGAGUGCCCGCUGAAUUCACGACAAUGUCCGGAAGGAGAUUGCGAGAGGCUAUCAAAAAAGUCAUGAAUGAUGCGUCCGACGACAAAACGUCCGUAAUAGUCGCAGGGCUCUGCAAUACUUACAGCGAUUACGUAACAACGCCCGAGGAAUAUCAAAUACAAAGGUACGAAGGUGCAUCAACGAUAUAUGGCCCGCAUACGCUUACAAUCUAUUUGAGACAAUACCAGGAGCUGGUACAAGCAGCUAUUCACAAAAAAUCUGUUUCACCGGGACCACCAGCUUCGAAGCUGCUUCACAGCAAUCUGAUUACUCUCGUACCCCCCGUUUUGUACGACACUCCGAGAUGGGGACGUAACUUCGGCGAUGUAAUCCAGCAGCCAUCGAAACUCGCUUCGCCAGGUGACACGGUUACGGCAAUCUUUGUCUCCGGGCAUCCGCGUAAUAAUUUAAUGACAGAUAGCACUUUCUUAACUGUGGAACGAUUAGAAGACGAUGAAGUUUGGUUGCCAGUAGCCACAGACGCUGAUUGGGAGACCAAAUUUCAAUGGACUAGAACUUCCGUGAUAUUGGGAUCGAGUCAGGUGACCAUUACAUGGGAAAUCCCACAGGACGUUAAGCCGGGCGAAUAUCGCAUUAAGCAUAACGGUUAUUACCGUUAUAUUCUUGGUGGCGUGUAUCCUUACUACGGUGUCACCAAUCAUUUUCGAGUGGAAGUUCCUGCACUACAAAACAUCCAUAAACGUUACUAUGGAUAAUGAUGGACAUGACACUUUACCGUCCCAUGUGCUUUCUUAGCCGAUAAGGAAAUCAUUACGCUUAAUUUAAUAUCGAAUUAAUUCCGCCAUGUAAUCGUCUAUGUGUAAAUAGAUAUUCUAUUUUGAUUAAAUGGUGGAUAUGAACGAGCAAA